AUGGCGACAUCAGAGAUUGCCGCGGAAAGGGUAAAGUUGGCGAGGAAAAAGAUUUCUCCUGAAGAAAUCAAACGAAGACAAAAAUGCAGGUCCCAGUUGCGAAGGCUUAAGCAAGUUUUCAUUGGUGAUGAAAUAGAGAGAUGGAAUAUUGUCAAAGAAGACAAUUUGCUUAAGAAUAACAAGGAAGUAGCCCGGCUGUUGCUCAACAUUUACGAAGCGUACCAGGCGUUUUCGCAUCCUAACACCAGCAGUAACACACAGUACCAGAAUUGCGAAUUUCCAUCCACUAGUGUUGCUGAGGUCAAAGAUGAACCUGUCAUCAACAUCAACAACGACGACAACAACGACAGCUACCCAUCGGUCGAACCCUUGAGUCACAAUGCUGUGAUGUGUGUACAAUCCGAGGACUAUGAUAAGGAGUCUGACAUCCACUCCGAUGUUACGGACCUUAGUUCCGAUUCCUUCGACAGCUACGAAUCGUUGGAUGAACUGUAUGUGACAUUCAAGGAUGUUUCAUCGUCUGAAGAUACAGCUUCGAAAAAGAAAAAGAAACGAAAACCGAUUAAUACUGAAAAUGACUGUCCAUCAGAAUAUGUUCAAGAUAUUGGAAAUAACGAUUUGUCGUCAGUUCAAGAAAAGAAACAGAAAAAGAAACACAAAAAAUAUGAUUGUGAUAAAAUCUGGAUACCAUCUGGAUACGAAGUUGAUGUUGAUGAUGAUUAUGUUACUGAUAAUAUUGGAAUUCGUAGUUUCUCCUCUGUUAAUAGAGCUGCUAACCGAAAUGUUGGUAUUAAGAUUUCAAAACCCACUACAAAGAAAGCAUCCAAUAACCAGUAUGUCUGCACAUCUUGUCCUGAAAUUUGUUCUAGUGUCGCAGAAGCAGACGAGCACAUUUUGAGUCAUUACAUCGCGUGUGAAGAAUGUGGGAAGCAGUAUUGUUCAGUCAGUCUUCUAAGGUCUCAUCUGAGAAAAUGUCACGUGCCCAUUUCGUUUACCUGUCUAGUUUCUGGCUGUGAAUAUACGACAGAAACUAAGACAUCAAUCUUCAAACACAUUCAGAUAGGUCACUCGAAGGAAGUGUCUUUGGAAUGUGCACUGUGUUCAGCUACCUCGAGAUCGGCUUAUCUAUUUACAAAACACAUCAAGUUCGAUCAUUACAUGCAUAUCGCGCCUGAGUCCUUGGGCACGAGUACACUCUGUGACGUUUGUGGGACAUGUUAUCCGGGACCGGAAGAGUUGAAAGAUCACAUUCAGAGCAUCCAUGGUGCACGAAAACGGCUUGGCAUUUGUGACAUCUGCGGCGAAGUGUUUGCGAAUAAAAAGCUGAGGGCACAUAAGAGGAGUAAGCACACGGAGAAGACGAUGCCCUGUACAUUUGAGGGCUGCCAUGUGAUGUUCAGUUCACAAUAUCUGAGAAAAACGCAUUUCAAAGAAGUUCAUCUGGGCAUCAAAGCGCACAGGUGUCCGUACGAAGGCUGCUCUUAUGGGGAUCACUCCAAGUCGAGAUUAGCGACGCACAUUGACAUGGUGCACCUGAAAGUUCGAAAAGUUCCCUGCACGUGGCCGGGUUGUGACAAGACGUUCUUUGACAAGAGCCAUCUUAGAGUGCACAUGCGCAUUCACUUCGAUGAAAGACCACUGGCCUGUGAGCUCUGUGACUACACGUGCAGGCAGCGUACGGCGUUGAACUGGCACUUGAAGAAAAAACACAACUCCGAAGACGUCGGCAUGGACUUUUGUGAAAAUUCUGUUUGUGGAGGUUCUGAGAGAGUGAGAACUGAUGUCAUGGAAUCUAGUGACCUGCCUGUUGGUAUCCCAGCAGUUUCGCAUGCCAAAAAGCCUGGACGAAAAGGAAAGAAAGCAAAGAACCAAACGUUCGACUAGCUGGACUGUAAAAGACAAAAAAAGUAAAGAACCAAACAUUAAACUAGUUGGAGACAAAUAGAAAGUAAGGAGCCAAACGUUAAACUAGAGAAGAGAAAGCAAAGAACCAAACGUUAAACUAGAGAAGAGAAAGCAAAAAACCAAACGUUAAACUAGAGAAGACAAAGCAAAGAACCAAACGUUAAACUAGAGAAGAGAUAGCAAAGAACCAAAUGUUAAACUACACAAUGUAGUUAUAGAGAAGAGAAAGUAAAGAACCCAACGUUCAACCAGAGAAUAGAAAGCAAAGAACCCAACGUUAAACCAGAGAAGAGAAAACAAAUAACCAAACGUUAACUCAGAGAAGAGAAAGCAAAGAACCCAACGUUAAACUAGUUACAGAGAAGAGAAAGCAAAGAACCCAACGUUAAAACAGAGAAGAGAAAACAAAGAACCAAACGUUAAACCAGAGAAGAGAAAGCAAAGAACCGAAAGUUAAACCAGAGAAGAGAUAGCAAAGAACCGAACGUUAAACCGGAGAAGAGAAAACAAUGAACCAAAAGUUAAACCAGAGAAGAGAUACCAAAGAACCGAACGUUAAACCAGAGAAGAGAAAGCAAAUAACCAAACGUUAAAUCAGAGAAGAGAAAGCAAAGAACCGAACGUUAAACCGGAGAAGAGAAAACAAAGAACCAAAAGUUAAACCAGAGAAGAGAUAGCAAAGAACCGAACGUUAAACCAGAGAAGAGAAAGCAAAUAACCAAACGUUAAAUCAGAGAAGAGAAAGCAAAGAACCGAACGUUAAACCGGAGAAGAGAAAACAAAGAACCAAAAGUUAAACCAGAGAAGAGAUAGCAAAGAACCGAACGUUAAACCGGAGAAGAGAAAACAAAGAACCAAAAGUUAAAUCAGAGAAGAGAUAGCAAAGAACCGAACGU
This is a messenger RNA of Gigantopelta aegis, 2801 nucleotides long. Its product is annotated as zinc finger protein 62 homolog. The coding region runs from base 1 to 1884 and encodes 627 amino acids. Gene Ontology annotation, biological process: regulation of transcription by RNA polymerase II. The record is from RefSeq and is a predicted model, not a curated record. NCBI's taxonomy places the organism in Eukaryota, Metazoa, Mollusca, Gastropoda, Neomphalida, Peltospiridae. The transcript is spliced from 2 exons. Gene Ontology annotation, cellular component: nucleus.